This is a messenger RNA of Anastrepha obliqua, 2137 nucleotides long. It is a transcript of the gene lolal, whose product is annotated as longitudinals lacking protein-like. Gene Ontology annotation, cellular component: nucleus. Gene Ontology annotation, molecular function: protein binding. The record is from RefSeq and is a predicted model, not a curated record. The transcript has 4 exons. NCBI's taxonomy places the organism in Eukaryota, Metazoa, Arthropoda, Insecta, Diptera, Tephritidae. Bases 1124 to 1507 code for a protein of 127 amino acids. Gene Ontology annotation, biological process: regulation of transcription by RNA polymerase II.
UUGUUUUUCUCGCUGAAACUGAAAUGAUUAGAAGGCAGUCGGUGACGGAGUCGAAUAUUGUUUUUGAUCGGUUGCAUUGAAAAGUUGGGAAAAAAGCGAAAUUUUUGUAAACCUCGUUGUGAAACUAUAACGUGUAAUAAAUAAUCUGAAGAAAGAUUUACAAAGAAGUAAUAAGAUUUGCUUCGUUAAAAAAGGAAACGAAUAAGUAGAAGUUAAAAGUGAAAGAGGAAAAGAAAGAAAUAGAUAGCCGAAGCAAAUUUUGGAGAAAAGUUAACGGAAGAAGAAGAAAUUGUGCGGUGUGCAUUUCAGUGCUAACGGCGUGAAAGGCGAAAGAAAAAGCAAGCCAGCUAGCAUUAGAGAAAGGAGCAGAGCAGCGUGUGCUUAGUAAGAAAUAUUGAAAAGAAUUUCCCAACGUAUCCACGGAACCGCACACAACAACCGUAAAAUAUAUGUAGCGGAAACGCUCUCGUGAGUUGAAUAACUGAUCGUAACUGUGCCCCUAGAGUACAACUAGAAGCCAAAUAGAAAAGCCGACGAGAGAGCAAAUUGUGUUUUGUUACGAUUAUUUCAAGUUCUCUUCAUUCGAAGUGAAAGACAAAUAAAAAAAAUAUUAACUCUAAAAACAUCAACAGCCCUAUUGUCGAUCAGCGACAUUGCGAUUCACAAACAACUAAAGAGUUAAAUUGAAUGCAAAAUAGAAUCGGCAGCAACACCAAUAGCAGCAGCAAGACGGACGCAGUAACAGCAACAACAAAAGUGCCGAUAGAGUGUAGUUUGCAUGGUUUUUUCGGAGCACCCAAGAGUGUGAAGUUGUGUGUAUUGGAGUAAAGAGCUGCGUGAUUUUUUUAACGUUUCUUGUUGUCGUCUCUUGACCCAUAUUGGAGUAUUUCAAAGCAAUUGCAGCUUUUGGAAUAAAAACAAACCGAAUUAAAAAGCAAAAAUAAGAAUUUCAAUAAAUAGCAAAACACUGCUGAGCAGACUUUUUGAAACUGUAAUAAUUGUGGAUUCUGAUUUACCGUUUUUUAUAAGCCAAUAACCGCUGAAGAGCUAUUCAUCAAAGGGCGUCAUAUUGCUACUAAUUUAAACUUUCCUGAAGCGAGUUUGUGUUAAAAAGGCCGCUUUAAUGAUGUCGUCCGAUCAACAGUUUUUCCUAAAAUGGAACGAUUUCCAAACGAAUAUGGUGACCUCGUUCCGGCACUUGAGGGACGAGAAGAGCUUUACAGAUGUGACACUUGCCUGCGAGGGACAAACUUGCAAAGCGCACAAAAUGGUUCUAUCUGCAUGCAGCCCGUAUUUCAAAGCACUUUUAGAGGAAAACCCUUCGAAGCACCCCAUCAUUAUCUUGAAAGAUGUCUCGUACAUACAUCUGCAAGCUAUAUUGGAAUUCAUGUACGCCGGCGAAGUGAAUGUAUCGCAAGAGCAACUGCCGGCCUUUUUGAAAACUGCUGACCGCCUCAAAGUGAAAGGUCUGGCAGAAACCCCUAGUUCCAUAAAACGGGAAGGUUGAUGGUGGUAAAUAAUUUUAAUAAAAUAUAUAUACAUACGACUAUAUAAUACAACAAUAUAAACAAAAUACGCCUACAACUAUUAAUAAGCAAUGAAUAUAAAUUUAAUUGAACGUAAAUAAAAGCAGAUACAAUUCUAAUUUAAAUGCGUAAAGUUAUUCGUAAUUGCUAAUUGAUAAUUUAGUAAACUGCUAAAGAUACAAAAAUAAUACUACUUAUAGCAAUGCAAAAACAAAAAACAAAAAAAAAAAAAAAAAGAUUGACUCAAAAAGAGAAUGCAUAGCGUAUUUGUAUAUGUAUUAAAAUUUGUUUAAUUUAAUUAAUAUUUUGUACGCUUUCGGUGAUUUUGAACUAUCUUUCUGAAGAAAAUUAAAAAUUCGUAAGUUUUAUUUGAAAUUUUUUAACCUCAGAGCAAUCAAUGCAUGGUUAGUGUUGUAGAUCAUAAACAUGGACUAAUCAAUAAAUUUUAUUUGCCACGAUCGCUUCAAUAAUCUCCUUUGAAAUUCACUUAAAUAUAUGUAUAUUACUCAUAACAUGUCAUCAGCAAACCUAAAAUAUUGUUCCGCAAAAUGGCUAAUUUAUAUAUCUUUAAUUUGCACAAUUUACGCGAGCAAAUUUAUCUAAAAAAAGAG